AUGUCCGUCAACGGUUCGAACGACAACUCGAAACAGAAGCAUGCCGAUGAAUGGCAUGAGCAAGAUGAGAUUCUGGACCAGGACGUUGUAGCUUUAGCAGCUACAUACGUACCAGGCUCCGAUGCCGAGAAGGCACUUGUUCGCAAAAUCGACAAACGAAUCAUUCCAUGUAUUUGGGUUCUUUAUACACUCUCCUAUCUGGAUCGAGCCAAUAUCGGUAACGCUAAGACCGGUGGUCUCGAAUCACACUUCAAGUUGACGUCGGACCAAUACUCUAUUGUCCUUUUGAUCUUCUUUGUCUCUUAUGUCAUCUUUGAGGUACCUUCCAAUCUGUUGAUCGGUCGUCUACGACCUUCCCUCUAUUUGAGUGGUCUUUGUUUCAUUUGGGGAGCUGUUGCUGCUCUUAUGGGCGCUACAAACAACUGGAAACAACUUGCUGGUGUUCGAUUCGCGCUCGGUGUGAUUGAGGCUGGUUUCGCUCCUGGUGUUGCCUUUUACUUGUCCUCCUGGUACAAACGUUACGAGCUUGCGAGUCGAUUCUCUAUAUACUACACGGCCACUGCUGUCUCAGGUGCCUUCUCAGGUCUCCUGGCUGGAUUGAUCACUCAACAUUUGAACGGAGCUCGAGGAAUCGAUGGAUGGAGAUGGCUCUUCAUCAUUGAAGGAGUAGGAUCUUCCUUCGUGGGCUGUUUCACUUGGUACUUCAUGCCCGACUGGCCUUCAACUACAAAGUUCCUAAGUGGUGAAGAACGUGUUCUUGCUGCUCAAAGACUUGCUUACGACGGUCUUGCCAAUACUGCUGGAGCCCAGGGUCACAUCGGUCAUUGGGCUGCGAUCAAAAUGGUUAUUACCGAUUGGAGAACCUGGAUGUUCACCUUCCUCUACAUGCUUUGUACCGGUGCACAAACCAUUCAAUACUUUGUUCCCACACUUAUCGGAGCUCUAGGAUGGACUGGAUACACUGGUCAAUAUCAUACAAUUCCCCUCUACGCCUGCGCUUUCGUAUCGAUCUUGACCUUCUGUUUCACAGCGGAUCGUCUUCAAAGAAAGCCUGAAGCCAUCUCUUUGGCCGCAACUAUGGGAACCAUCUUUUUCAUUAUCGUCGUAGCAACCAAAAACCAUAUGGUUCAAUACGUUUUCCUCAUUUUCGCUUUCGGUUGUGUCUAUGCCUUACCUCCUCUUAUCCUCACAUGGGUCCCUAACGUCGUUGGUCACCCCGCCGAGAAGCGAGCGGUCGCCAUCGCUCUCGUCAAUGCUUUGGGUAAUUCAGCUUCUAUCUAUGGUGUAUUCUUGUGGCCAAAAACAGACGCUCCACGAUACAUCCCCGGUUUCUCCGCCACGACUAUAUUCAUGGCUCUGAUCGCAGUUGCUGCUCAGGUCAUGGCCUUCCUCGUAAAGAAGUAUCCUAUCGAGCAGCCUGAUGCCAACAAAGUAGUGAUGGAAGAGAUUGAAAGGCAAAGAGCCGCAGGAAGGAUACAAGCCGAUCAAGCUUGA
Messenger RNA from Kwoniella shivajii, 1494 nucleotides. RefSeq lists its product as uncharacterized. Lineage: Eukaryota; Fungi; Basidiomycota; Tremellomycetes; Tremellales; Cryptococcaceae. Gene Ontology annotation, biological process: transmembrane transport. Gene Ontology annotation, molecular function: transmembrane transporter activity. Gene Ontology annotation, cellular component: membrane. The coding region runs from base 1 to 1494 and encodes 497 amino acids. The record is from RefSeq and is a predicted model, not a curated record. The transcript is spliced from 5 exons.